Molecule: messenger RNA, 1691 nt
Organism: Centropristis striata (black sea bass)
Lineage: Eukaryota; Metazoa; Chordata; Actinopteri; Perciformes; Serranidae
Gene: irf2b
Product: interferon regulatory factor 2b
Exons: 9
Coding region: 323-1318 (331 amino acids)
Biological process (GO): regulation of transcription by RNA polymerase II; immune system process
Cellular component (GO): nucleus
Molecular function (GO): DNA-binding transcription factor activity, RNA polymerase II-specific; RNA polymerase II cis-regulatory region sequence-specific DNA binding
Source: RefSeq, a predicted model, not a curated record
UGACACCUCCUCACGUGGGUGUUUCCUCGGGAGCGCGCACGCGGCCAAAGAGACUUCCGUGACGUCGCUCGCGAGCUGCCCAAAAGCGAGAGAGAGCGCGAGAGCAGGAGGGGGAUUUCCAGCUCGAGCCCCCACCUCUCCUCCUCUGAGGCUGCCUUGUUUUGCUUUCGCUCUGGACACAGAAACAGAAAAGAAACCCACGGCCACACUUUCCUUUUUCCACUGAAAACCUCCACUGAGUGAAGUUGUCCCGCUCGGGCUCCGGUUGUUGCGAGGCAGCGGGACUGAGAGGCUGCAGGCCGUCCACACCGAACAGGAAACAAUGCCAGUAGAGCGAAUGAGGAUGCGUCCGUGGUUGGAGGAACAGAUCGACUCCUGUCAGAUACCAGGCCUGAAAUGGGUUAACAAAGAGAAGAGAAUCUUCCAGAUCCCCUGGAUGCACGCUGCUCGACACGGCUGGGACCUGCAGAAAGAUGCUCCGCUCUUCAUGAGAUGGGCCAUACACACAGGCAAAUACCAGGCAGGCGUGGACCGUCCUGAUCCAAAGACAUGGAAGGCUAACUUCCGCUGUGCCAUGAACAGUUUACCAGACAUCGAGGAGGUGAAAGAUAAAAGCAUCAAAAAGGGAACGAACGCCUUCAGAGUCUACAAGAUGCUCUCCUCCUCGGAGAGGAGCAUGAAGAAAGCAAAGAAGAAGACAGACAAGGAGGGACGACCCAAGGGAAACAAAGAGGGCGCUUCUCCAGCUUCAGACAUGACUGAUCCUGAUGGACCCAUUGACUACACCAAACAGGAAAUGAUCAAACAAGAAGGGAUCAAGCAGGAAACACUGGAGUUCACAGUGACAGACAGUGCCUCAGCCAUUCACAGCUCAGUAGAAGACAACGUGAUCACGAGCGAGCAGCUGCCGUUCGUCUGCCAGACGAUCGAAGUGACCACUGAGAACGAAGAACAGACCGUCAGCUCCUCCCACUCGUACCCGCUCCAGAUAUCUCCCGUGUCUUCGUGCUGCGGCAGCGACACUGAUAGCGACACAGAAGAAAACAAAGAGGGUGUCGGUGCAGUCUGGAGGCGGGACUACAACUCAGUUCUCAGGAUCCCCAUGUGUUCUCUCCCCGGGAUGGCCACCUUCGUCAACGCGGGCAAACCCAACUUCAGGGUGACGAGCACGCGCGACCCGACCCCCCUCAUCAGCUACCACACCGACGGCUGGACGCCGACCUACGGCCAGAACUCUCUCGCUGCCGCCGCAAGCAGCCACGCCCACGAGAAGCGCGCAAGUGUCAUUGUGAAAACCUCCGAUUUGACUUCCUCCUGACCUCCGACCCCAGACGAGGGCGUGUCGUCACUGCUUCCAGUAGGAAUAGGAAUGGCAGAUAGUUUGUGUUCUCCAUCGGGGCUGCGUGGAGCCUAAACAGGGCGAGCCUUUGGUUUUUUUGUAGCUUCUGUUCGGUCGAUGAAUUCACUUUCUCUUAACUGGAGGAACUGCUGACAGAUGUCGGCUAAAUUCUUGCCUUACAUGCACGAACACAAGAUCAUCUGUGUUUGUUGCAUUACCUGCAUAGGACACACUGUAGAGGGGAACCAAGGCUAAUGCUAAUGCUAAAUUGGUUCAGAGUAAAGUGCAACUGAUGGCCAGAGUCAAGUAAUACACAUACGUAUACAAUCAUGGGAAAAAUAUUGGACCUUUA